UAAGUUGGAAAACAUGUAUCCGGGGAUUCUUUUUUGCAGUGAAUAUUGUUCACGUCAUGCCCAACGUUAUUCUAGAAUAAGACGUAGACUAGUUUGGGUGGAAGAAAAGAGUUAAAGAAUUUAUUUUCUUAAAAAAUGGAAUCUACAUCAAAAGUCGACAUUUUAGAUGUGCAGUGGAAUGAAUUGUUGGAAAAAGCUGUUGUCUACCAACAAAAUUUUUAUGAAUUACUUCCUGAUUGGACUGUAUGUGAAAAGAAUGAUUAUAAAUUAAUCAAACAAAACAUAGGAUAUGCUAUAUGUGGUUCUCCAAUUUUCGAAUCAACUUCAGAUUCGAAUAAUAUUUUAUCUAUUGAUACUGAGAACAUAACAGACGAUACAGAUAUAAAUGAUCUUGUUCAUUAUUGUCCUAAAAUGGAGAAAAUCAUAAAUGUUAUUUUACAAAAGAUUUUACGAUAUAGUAGUGAACCUAAUACCGAUUUUAUACAUUAUGGAAUUAUAUAUAACAUGAUUUUUCGUAAUAAAUUAACUCAGCAAUGUGGAAUAAAGGAUAAAGAAGAAAUAAUUGCUGUACCUGUAUUUAAAAUAAAACACUACAAUGAUAAUAAUAAAAAUGAGGUUUUUGAUACUUGGUAUUUAGAUAUUCAAGGUAGAAUAUACAAAAGUUGGGAAGAUUAUAUAUUGAAUAAUAAUUUUCCAAAGUGUACAAUGGUCUACCCAAAAGAUGGUUAUUACCAAUCGAAUCCUGAUUUUAAAAUUACUCCAGAUUGUUCAACUGUAUGGUUAAUCGCUAAAGACUCUUAUGAAUGUUCGAGUCGUGCUCAUGUUAUAUCUACAGUUAACUUGGCAGUUAAUACGGUAGGCACUUCUGUUACCGCUGGCAUAGGAGUUGCAUCGCUCUUUACUCCUGUCGGUCCACUAGUUGCUGCGGCAGGAAUGGCAGCGAUGACUGCGCAAGGUGCUUGGACAAUUGGGAAAUGUUCAUCAGAAUUAUAUGAUAAAUCAAUACACGACGAAUCCAUCAGUCCAUUUGAUCAAAGCAAUUUAUCUGCUUGGUUAGGAAUAGCUGGAUGCACCGUUGGAUUAAUAUUUAAAGGUAGUACUGUUCUUCUUCAAAAAGCUGCUGCAGAAGGCAUAAUAGUUAGUCGAGUAGCCACGACAGCGUACGACGUUAUGAUAGUAACCAAUAUAUCCAUCAAUUUGAUUGGCGUUGGUUAUAAAAGUGUCCAAAUUUAUAACAAGUAUAACGAAUCUAAAAGAGUUGAUAUUCAAGAUAUCUUUUAUUUUGGAACUCAUGUAUUGUUCUUUAUGAAUUCUGUGAUAAAUAUUAAAUUUGCUAAUGAUGUAAUCAGAGAAACGCAAGGAUUAGUAUUAAAAGAGUUUGAAAGAAACCUGCGCGAUAAGAAUUUGCGCCAACGGUAUGAGUAUGCACAAAAGAAAGCUAGUACAGAAUUUAAUACAAAUAAAAUAGAAGAAAAUGCUGCUAUUAUACAACAAUUUAAAUGUUAUACAAUAAAUGACGUGAUAGGAACAUCAAAUAAUAGAUUUGAUACACCGUCGAGUUUUUCAUUAAACUUUGUAGAAGGAAAAUUAAUGUUAAAUGGAAUAACUUUAUUAGAUCCGAUGUCAUUGAUUGUUACAUUAGGUACAACGUUUUUAAGAAAUAUCAACGAAUCGAAUUCACAAUCAACUGAGGAUACUCACACACAUAGUUUAAUAAAAAUUCUUGAAAUGUUACUAACUAAUUUUUAUAAGAGUAAUAAUUGUCAAAGUAAAACAAAACUACCUGUUGUUAAAGAUUUUAAAAUUAUCAUAAACGAAUUGAAGAGAAUUAGAAAUUCGAAAGAUAUAUUAAUUUUUAUAUUUAAUACAGCUGUUACUAUAGUAAAGAGUAAGAAUAAGAUUGAGUUUUUGGUCGAAGGUUGUUGUUAUAUAUGGAAUUAUGUUAAACAAAAUAUGAGAGAAGCAGGAUAUAAAAUAUCUACUACAUCUGAGGAUAGUUAUGAAGAUAAAAAUUGUAUCAAUUACAAUUACAUGCGAUGUCUUUUUGUAUCAAUAUUAGAAGCAGUUGACUCAAUGAUUCAACGAUUUUUUGACGCGCUUCAACAAUACAUAAUGAUGAUUAAUCGAAAUUCAUCGCAGAAACAUUUGAAGAUUAGAUAAAAGUUAUCACAAAUAUAUUAUUAUUCAAUUAUUACAUUUUUAUUAUAUAUAAAAUAUGUACAUUUAAAUAUUAUCAAGAAA
This is a messenger RNA of Polistes canadensis, 2241 nucleotides long. RefSeq lists its product as uncharacterized. The record is from RefSeq and is a predicted model, not a curated record. Lineage: Eukaryota; Metazoa; Arthropoda; Insecta; Hymenoptera; Vespidae. The coding region runs from base 136 to 2160 and encodes 674 amino acids. The transcript is spliced from 3 exons.